CGGUCGAUGGGAGGCCGACGUCAGCCUGCCAGCGGAGGAGUGGAUGGCCUCUGUAAUAAAAAUACACCGAGAGAAUUGAGGAAAAGGAGAAGAUUGGCCGGGGGGGAAAGGCAACAGCGCGGCGUCUCUUCCUUUCUCCUCAUCCCGCCGCCCAGCCGCGGUCGUGUCCACCUUUUCGCGUCGAGCCGGGAGCCGAACCCGCCGCGCCAUGGAGAGCUCCGGCCGAAGCGCAGCCUCGCGCGCGGCUUUCUUGGUUUUUUGAGGCAGACAGAGGGAGAGAUAACUGUACUGUAUCUCAGCCUAGCGGAUUGGAGUGAAAGUCCGCCAUAUUUCUGCCUUACCACGCCCGGGAGUGGAGCCGCUGGAAAAUAAACGGACAGCUUUAUCCGUGCGUGUUUUUUUUUUUCCUGGUUCGCCUUCGUCCGCGGACGGUGACUUGAGCUCCGGGGAUUUUUUUUUCCUCCUUCCUUUUUUUUUUUUCCACAAAUAUCAACCUCGAAGACUUUGAAAAGGGGGGAGAGAGGGCUGCUCCGGGGGGGAACGGAUGACAAUGCUUAACGAGAUCACCCAGAGCCGUACGGAGGAUGUGUUUUAAAGGGAUCUGUUGAUCAUAUUGAGACGGGAAAGCAGAUUACACCAAUUAAAGACCGCACACACACUCAGCGGAGACCUGCCCUCGACACUGUUUUUAAGCUGUCGGGAGGCCCGGAAAGCCAAGCGAGGCGAACCGCGGGGAGGGGGGUGGAGGCUGUCAAUAAUUUCUCAAAUUUUUCUAAUUUCGCCCCCCUCCCUCCCUUCCAGACUCAUUAUUAUAAGGGCGUCCGCGCGCGAUUCCACCGCGAGCGGGCCUGGAUGAGGUCGCUGUUUGUUUGUUUGUUUUCUUCUCCGACACCCCGACGGGAUCUGAAAUCUGGAUGAAUCAGUAGGAGGAAAGCCCAGAAAAAAGUGCGUGUUUUUGUCGGGGGGGUGGGGGGCGGGGUCGGGGGGCGACGGCAGAGAGAAUGACCCUGGAGUCCAUAAUGGCGUGUUGCCUCAGCGAGGAGGCGAAAGAAGCGCGGCGGAUCAACGACGAGAUCGAGAGGCAGCUCCGCCGGGACAAGAGGGACGCGCGCCGGGAGCUGAAACUGUUGCUUCUCGGCACUGGGGAAAGUGGGAAGAGCACGUUCAUCAAGCAGAUGAGGAUCAUCCACGGAGCCGGAUACUCCGACGAGGACAAGAGAGGCUUCACCAAACUGGUGUACCAGAACAUCUUCACGGCCAUGCAAGCCAUGAUCCGAGCCAUGGAGACGCUUAAGAUCCCCUACAAAUAUGAGCACAACAAGGGUAACGCCAACAUCGUGAAAGAGGUGGACGUAGAAAAGGUCACCAUGUUCCAGAACCCUUAUGUAGAUGCAAUCAAAAGCUUAUGGAACGACCCGGGUAUCCAGGAGUGUUACGAUCGGAGGAGGGAAUACCAGCUCUCCGAUUCUACUAAAUAUUACCUGAAUGCGUUGGACAGGAUCGCAGAGUCGUCGUAUCUUCCCACCCAGCAAGAUGUGCUGAGGGUUCGAGUCCCAACCACGGGCAUUAUUGAAUACCCGUUUGACCUGCAGAGCGUCAUAUUCAGGAUGGUGGACGUCGGAGGUCAGAGGUCAGAGAGGAGGAAGUGGAUCCACUGCUUCGAGAACGUCACGUCCAUCAUGUUCCUGGUCGCGCUCAGCGAGUACGACCAAGUUUUGGUGGAGUCAGAUAACGAGAACCGGAUGGAGGAAAGUAAAGCACUCUUUAGGACAAUAAUCACGUACCCCUGGUUCCAAAACUCGUCGGUCAUUCUGUUCCUCAACAAGAAGGACCUGCUGGAGGAGAAGAUCAUGUACUCCCACCUGGUUGACUACUUCCCAGAGUAUGAUGGCCCUCAGAGAGACGCCCAAGCAGGACGAGAGUUCAUCCUCAAGAUGUUUGUGGACCUGAAUCCAGACAGCGACAAGAUCAUCUACUCUCACUUCACCUGCGCCACCGACACGGAGAACAUCCGCUUCGUCUUCGCAGCCGUUAAAGACACCAUCCUGCAGCUCAACCUGAAGGAGUACAACCUGGUGUAGAGCAGAGGGGGGCUUCGACCGCAACACGCACCCACACACACACACACACACACACACACACACACACACACACACACAUGGCGUGAAAAAAUAUAGAGAAAAAAAAGGUCUAAUGAUUGCAUCGUACUAAUUUAUUUGCCAUUUGUUGAUCCCUUGGUCCCAAGAGGUAAACAAAGUAAAUGUUUUCUUGCUAUUUAAGGUGAAAAGUAAAGAGGGCAGGAGAUAUGCCAGGGUUAGAGAAGGUGCUGGGACAAACGCAGCGUGCUCCGUCCCUCCUGCCUUUUUAUAAACCCGCAGAAAAAAAAAGUUUAUUUCAUUCUUUUUUUAAGAAAAAAUAAAACCUCCGUCUUUACCUGUCGUUUCACUCUGGAUCUUCAUGGUGGGCGUUAACGUGUUUACCCAUCAGGACACCAGAUGGCAUAUUUUUAAUUGGCGGCUUCUUGCUUGGUGAAAGUGACUGGUUGGUCUUUUCCAUCAGUUAGAAAGUAUUAACUGUGACUUUUUUUCUUUUUUUUUUUUUUACAAUUAUUUCAGACUGAUCUGGUUAUUAUUAUUCUGGUACCAUUCUAAGAGAGGAGAGUGUCUCUCAGAUGUUGUGGAAAGGGCUCGAGUCAUAUGCGUAACAUUUUGCCACCAGGAACUGGCGUUAGCGUCCGCUCUCUGCUCCAUCCGGUCCAGGUGAACCAGUCUUUUUACAUCGGACUGAAACGAGCCCGGGAGGUGAUAAUUUAUGAGAAAAUAUUAUUAAAUGAUUAUGUUCAACUGUGCCACAUUAAUGCUUUUUAUUAUGGUAAUAUGUAUAUUUAUUGCCGAUGCCAAAACAAGUCAAGCAGCACUCCACUUUCACUACUUCAACGAGAAGAAACAGUGUUGAGGAGGCGAGGGAGUGGGGAUGACGAACACAGAGGGGGCAGACGGACUGAUUUCAUGUCACCGAUGCAUUGAUUCAACAGAGUCGGAUGUGUGAUCCGCCCUCCCUUCACACCAGGCCUCCUCAGCCUGGACUGACUGUCUGUCAGCCUGUUAAACAGGAGGCAUGUCCAACCCUGCGCAUGGCUGCGAGACCCCUCACCCCUCCGCCUCAGCCUCCACCUCCGCCUCCGCCCGCCGACCAUCCGGUCACACUUCAGCUGUCAUCUUUGUAACUUUCCAAUCACAGCCCGGCUGUCUUGACUGUUGUAGUGGAGAAUAAACUUGGCUCGUUCCCAUGUCAAAGGGCAGGAGCGUUGAUGUUGAGUUUGUACCAAAGUUCGCCCUUUUUUUCUUGUUUCUGAUCAGCACCUCUGAUUGGUUUCCCUCAUUCCCCGGUCACUUAGGUAUUCUUUUGUACCAGUUCCCCCGAACAUAAGCCUGUAAUUUACAUUUAUUGAGGCAUAGUGCAAUUAUGAAUGCUAUAAUCAUUGUACAUACAUCUCUCUCUAUAUAUAUAUGGCAGCAUAUUUGUUGGCUUUGUAAUCAUUACUUUUUUGGCAGAUUGAGUGUGCGGUAUUGAAAAUAUGUAUCUAUGUAAUUGUAUUGUAUGUCUAAUGGCUAAUUCAGUUUUGGAAGAAAAAAAUGUUAUCUACAUGUUGGGUUUUGUUUCCCUUUUUUUUAAGAAGAGAAUGUAAUUUUUUUUUUGUGUUCUGCCAGUUUUGUUUUAUUUUAUUUUUAGCUUUAAAAACUGCAUCCAGAGGAAUAUAAUCAUCCAGCAGCGGAUUCGUUGAAUUAUCAGUACUCACACCAGAAGUUUUUUUUGUUAAAUUGACUUUUAAGUGAGAACUUUGGACUGAAUCUAACCUACAGGGCUAAUCGUAAUAGGCUUCAGGAACAUGUAAUCUCAUCGCUCACUGAUAUUUCAUUUCUUCACACAGCUUUUCGAUCAUUUCAAACACUCUCCAGUCCUCCAUCACCUGCUCACAUAGGGAAAGUUUUAUUAAAGAAGUAGUGCCAGACAGGUGAGUUUCCGGUUUGUUGCAACACAGAUUUUUUUUUUUUUUUCAAGGAGAUUUGUUUUUGUGAUAGUGCUCACAGUUGAGGAUGCAACAGUCUGUCCACAGAUUUAAAAACAAUACUGAGCGAACAUCUAUUUUGUCAGUGCAAUGUACACAAACGUGCAAAAAGGAGGGGGAAAAUCAACCAUUAGAUCUAAUUUGAAAGGUACAUUUACUGAUGGUUUUUUUUAAAAAAAGUUUUUUUUAUUUAAUUUGCAUUGUGAUUACACCCGUCUCAUCAGAAUGUACAGUGUUAUUUUCAACUUGACUCAUGAAGCUCAAAAGAAAACACCAUUCCCGUGUACAUAUUGCCUUAUUGAAUAAGCCGUGCCUCUGGAGUCCGACGCGAGGCACCUGUGUUUUUAUGAGAAGUGAAGCUCGUCCCGUCGUGCAGCUGGAGGAAUGCUCGGUCUUGGCUUGGUGGUGUUUCUUUGUUAUUUUGUGCUACCAGGAGCCCCGGGAACAGCUUUGAAAGCAUAGCCGAUGUAGCUAAAAAUCACCACAGUUACAAGAUAUGUUAAGCACAUCAUGAGUGACUUGUAAUCAAACACACUUUCUAUUGAAUUCAUCAUGUUGACACUUCCAAUUCAUGUCUUAAAGUCCAUACCAGAAGUGCAUUACAGUGCACUGAGCUGCCUGACUCAUGGCUUUUUUGAACUCAGAAAACCAUCAGUAGCCACAUGCUGGGUGUUUCUUUGUGUUUUUGGUCAUAUUUGGCUGCGGCCUGGCGUCAGCCAGCCCUCACUUAGAGGUUCUGUUGCACUCAGAUAUUUCAGCCGGCUGGUGAAAUCACAUACCAGGAUGGCUGACGGUGGAAGUCACCACGAGUUCACUUUCAGUCCCGGCUCACAGUGAAGACCUGACAAUGUCCGCUCCCACGCAGCGGGGCCAUGUCGGACGGGCCUGUUCGCCUCACACCCAGUGUUGAAAUCUGUGCUUGUUGCCAGGGGAGGUGUUUUCGAAGCUGGACCAUACAGUUUGAACUGAACAGUGUUGUUGUAGCCUUGCAGUAAUCAGUAACUUGUGUCCCUGCAGUGGCUGUUUUUCAGUCUCUGUUACUUAAAGGGGAACUCCCUCAGAGCGAAUCUGACUUUGAAAGCACCGUCUUCUCAUGAAAACCUCGAGUGCUAACAUUUAUGCUGUGGUGUAGAUUUUUACAGAGCUAAAUUUAACUGGAAGGGGUUUCGAAUUGUAAUAGUUUAAACACAAGAAUGAGCCACAGAGGGCUGCUUCAGGCCGGCCUGUUCUCUAUACAUAACUAAAGGGAAGAGCACAGAGUCGUGUUCAGUUUAUAUUUUACAUUCAAGAGAGCAAAGAGUCCAUGUUGACCUGAUGACAACAACUGCUGAUUUCAACCUUCGCCCAGUAUGCUGGAGAGCAGUUCACUGUUAACGUCCCGUAUACUGUGAAGAAAAACAGCCUCCGAUGAAACACUUUCUCUUUCAGGCUUUCAGCUGGCCGACUCUUGGGUUUCUUUUGCCUCCAGGUUCUGAAGAUAUGAAUUUUAUUGACUCCUUUUGAAUUAGUGGUCUGGUGAUCUAUGAUCAUAAUUGUGUAAAAUGUUUCCUGUAUCCAUAAACUGGCACUUCUUCAACAAGUUUCUAAAUGAAGCAACAUGUUUCUUUUCAACUCCA
Salarias fasciatus (jewelled blenny) is the source of this 5685-nucleotide messenger RNA. RefSeq names its product guanine nucleotide-binding protein G(q) subunit alpha. Gene Ontology annotation, cellular component: heterotrimeric G-protein complex; cytoplasm. The coding region runs from base 1002 to 2081 and encodes 359 amino acids. NCBI's taxonomy places the organism in Eukaryota, Metazoa, Chordata, Actinopteri, Blenniiformes, Blenniidae. Gene Ontology annotation, biological process: adenylate cyclase-modulating G protein-coupled receptor signaling pathway. Gene Ontology annotation, molecular function: guanyl nucleotide binding; GTPase activator activity; G-protein beta/gamma-subunit complex binding. The transcript has 7 exons. The record is from RefSeq and is a predicted model, not a curated record.